Molecule: messenger RNA, 2097 nt
Organism: Phragmites australis (common reed)
Lineage: Eukaryota; Viridiplantae; Streptophyta; Magnoliopsida; Poales; Poaceae
Product: probable receptor-like protein kinase At5g20050
Exons: 1
Coding region: 374-1759 (461 amino acids)
Biological process (GO): protein phosphorylation
Molecular function (GO): protein kinase activity; ATP binding
Source: RefSeq, a predicted model, not a curated record
AUGUUGCUCGGAAAAAAGAACGCAUUGAUGUUUCCUCUCUGCACACAAAAUGUUGGACGAAUUCGCCAUGACGAGGUAUCAUCUGCGCUGCCCUUUGAUCCCUUUCUUGAUCUGAACCGUUCUUGAUCUUCUCCUACACCAAGUCAGCGGUUUACUACUCCAAGACAAAGCCAUUGCUAAGAACCAAAGGAUUAGUUCAGACGUUGCCGUCUUUAAAUUCGUCAAGAAUUGCCUGGAUUCUCCCAUCUUAUGUGUAUAUUUCGCGAGCGUCGAGUCAAAACUAGCUCGGGACACGACGACGAAGUGCAAGGAUGGGUGGUCAAGUCAGAGGGAGUGGUGCACUGGUGAAGGUGAGCGAUGUCGCCAGGCGGUGAUGGCAUUGGCACGAUCGAUGGAGGGCAAGACGGUGAAGAUCCUCGCCGGCACGGCCGCGGCCGUGCUGGUGGCCCUCGAGCUCACUCUAUUCCUCUGCUUCCGCCUGUCGAGGCCGUUCUACCUCUCGACGGCAGUCAUCCUCUCGGUUGUGCUGGCGGGCACCGUCGCGGCGCUGCUGUGUCACGCGCUGAGCCCGCGGGGCCGGGCCGAGCGCAUGGCUAGGCGGCCUGUGCUGGAUGGUGGCGAGGAGGUGUCGGUGCGCGUGGAGUACAGCUUCUUCCGGAAGGUCGCCGGGCUGCCGAGCAGAUUCUCGCUGGAGGCGCUCGCCGCGGCCACGGACGACUUCCGGUACGUGGUGGGGCGGGGCUCAUCGGGGACGGUGUUCAGAGGCAUCCUCGACGACGGCACGGCCGUGGCGGUGAAGCGGAUCAACGGGUCCGAGCACGUGGACAAGGAGUUCAAGUCGGAGGUGUCGGCUAUCGGCAGCGUGCAGCACGUCGGCCUUGUGCGCCUCCUCGGGUUCUGCCUCGUCCCCCACGGCCCGCGCUUCCUCGUCUACGAGUACAUGGAGAACGGUUCCCUGGACAAGUGGAUCUUCCCGCACGCCGGCGGCGGCGGCGGCGGAAGGUGCCUGACGUGGGCGCAGCGGUACCAGGUCGCCGUGGAUGUGGCCAAGGCGCUGACGUACCUGCACCACGACUGCCGCGCCAAGGUGGUGCACCUGGACGUGAAGCCGGAGAACAUCCUACUCGACGACCGCCUCCGGGGGAUGCUCUCGGACUUCGGGCUGUCCACGCUGAUGGGGAAGGAGCAGAGCCGGUUGGUGACGACGGUGCGCGGCACGACGGGGUACCUGGCCCCGGAAUGGCUCCUCGGCGCCGGCGUCACGGAGAAGUCCGACGUGUACAGCUACGGGAUGGUGCUGCUGGAGAUGUUCGGCGGGCGGCGGAACCUGCAGGCGGAGCCCGGACCGGGCGGGUCGCGGCGGUGGUCAUACUUCCCCAAGAUCGUCGCCGACAAGGCCCGGGAGGGGCGCGUGAUGGAGGUGCUCGACAGGCGGCUAGUCGCGUCCGGGGAGGCGGCGGCGGACGAGGCGGGGGUGAGGCGGCUGGCGCACGUGGCGCUGUGGUGCGCGCAGGAGAAGGCCAGCGCGCGGCCGACCAUGGCGCGCGUGGUGGAGAUGCUGGAUGCGAGGGGCGGCGCCGCGGUGGAGCCGCCGCCACCGUCGGAGAUGAUCGUGGUCGACCUGCUCGCGCUCGACCCCGCGCGCACGCACCGCGGUGGCCCGUUCGGGCUGCCGCCCCGGGGCUCGGCCGGGACGGCGUCGUCGUCGGUGAUGAGCGUGGGCGAGUCGUUCGCGCUCUCCUACUUGUCGGGGCGGUAGCGUCUGCUCCGCCGCGCGCGGUGGCAAUGUGUGAGGGAACUGGGGAUCGCCACUCCGGAAUUCUUAAAAAAAAAAAAAGGCUUUUGCUUCAGCAACAGUUGAUUGGGUGCGCACAGGGAAGUGUGGAAACGAAGGCUCAAAUUUUAGCUUCAAUUGAGCUGCAUCGCUGGAACUGGAAUAGCAUCAAGAAUUCAAGCUCGUCCAUUCAAAAAAUAACUCAAGUUUGUGCACAUAAUACGAGUCUGCAUUCUUUAUUUUUCCUUUUUCAUGUUACUGCAAUCCAUGUAACGUAUGGUUUUGGUCACCAUAUCAAUUUGUACACGGUAACAUAAAUUUGA